AUUCUUCGGAGGAAUGAUCCUGCUGAUCACCCUCUCCUCAGUCAUGACCAUCUUCAUCCUCGGUCUGCACUUCCGCGGUCCCAAACUCUACCCGGUCCCGAUGUGGCUCCGUCCUGUGUUCUUCAUGGGUCCUCCAAAGGUGUGGAAGAUCGAGGUGGUGAGGAAAGAAGAUGCGCAAACAACGAAGAAGAACGGAGUACCAGGAGACACUGCGCUAUCCGACUCUGAGUUCUCGCGUACUAUCGCGAGAAUCGAACAAAGCAUUUCCGAUUUUGUCCAGGAGGAGGAGCUGAAACUGUAUUACACAGCGUUGCGCAAGGAGUGGGAGCUAUUGGCUAAACGGAUUGACUUUUUCCUCUUAAUGAUAUUUCUGGUCAGUUUUUUCAUCACAACAGUCGCAAUGCUUGCCUCUAGCUUAAGUUCAGACGUCGACUUAAAGGUGGGUUCGCACUAAUCUCCAACCAGAUCCACGGUGCGUAAUGUAUAUUAUGUCAUACC
This is a messenger RNA of Branchiostoma floridae (Florida lancelet), 498 nucleotides long. RefSeq names its product acetylcholine receptor subunit alpha-type unc-38-like. Gene Ontology annotation, biological process: monoatomic ion transport. Gene Ontology annotation, cellular component: membrane. The transcript is spliced from 2 exons. Lineage: Eukaryota; Metazoa; Chordata; Leptocardii; Amphioxiformes; Branchiostomatidae. The record is from RefSeq and is a predicted model, not a curated record. Bases 14 to 454 code for a protein of 146 amino acids.